Messenger RNA from Colletotrichum lupini, 1290 nucleotides. RefSeq lists its product as uncharacterized. Bases 1 to 1290 code for a protein of 429 amino acids. Gene Ontology annotation, cellular component: nucleus. The record is from RefSeq and is a predicted model, not a curated record. Gene Ontology annotation, biological process: regulation of DNA-templated transcription; DNA alkylation repair. The transcript has 3 exons. Lineage: Eukaryota; Fungi; Ascomycota; Sordariomycetes; Glomerellales; Glomerellaceae.
AUGAGACCCACUCACUUUCUUUGUAUCCCCCUCGUCACGCCAUUCUCGCGGCCUCAGCUGUCGGCGAGUUUGAGGGCCUUUAAGUCAUACAUUACUAGUCCGGACAACUUCGGCAUCACCGCCUCCGCAGUGCGCCCCCUCGGCACUUUGCACCUUACUCUCGGAGUCAUGAAUCUCCCGGAAGCCAAAGAUCUUGCCAGGGCAACUGAGGUGCUUCAGAGCAUCAAACCUCUGCUUCCUACGAAGCCACUGAAAAUUUCGCUGCAUGGUCUGGGUACCUUUCCGGGCGCCGUUCAAAGCCAUGUCGACAUCCUCUUUGCGCACCCCACGUGCCUUGAUCAUGACUUCGAUAGUCUUUGCCACAAGAUCAGGCACGUCUUCGAGGACGCCGGUGUUGUAGACAAGACGGGUUUCGGGCUAUCCCUCCACGCCACCAUCAUCAACGCCAGGAAGACCCCGACUGGGGGCAUUGACGCUACCGAAAUGAUCAAGAAAUACUGGGAUUACAUGUGGAUGGAGAGCGUUCCUCUCGAGAAGAUCGGGAUCUGCCGCAUGGGUGCCGAGAAGAAGGGUGAUGAUGAGGAAUACCCACUCCACUCUUUGAUCACUCGAGCCAUCGCAGAUGGGCAUUUCACAAGGGAAGAGUUGGAUUGGCUUUCCCAGAAGUCGCUUACGGACGUUGGCACUGCCGGUCUCAAGGAUACAACUGCUGCCCUCAAGGACCUCUUUGGCAAGAACGACAUCCCUUGGGUCAUCUCCGGUGGCUGGGCACUCAUUCUUUAUGGAGAGCCUGAUCGUAAUACGCCCGACAUUGACAUCGUAGUUCAAAUCACAAUGCCUGAGCUCAGGAAGCUCCUUGAGGCAGAUGGAAGAUUUGUCAUUCCUGCGGAUGAUUGGUGGCCGGACGAUGCGCACCUGCAGGUCUAUUACCAAUCCCAGGGCAAAUAUUUCGAUGUGGAUAUGAUCAUAGCCGGCCAGAAAAACUCGGUGAAGGAAGUAGGCAGCAUCGCACAAUUUGUUUCCACUACCCACGGUACAAAGGAACUUGCAAUUCCCGUGAUCCGAAUUGGGCCAAUUUUCAUUUCCAAAGUUUACGGCUUAGCCUCACCCAAGAGGAAGAAGCACGAGCAGGAUGUGAAAGAUAUCUCUUGGCUCAUCGACAAUCACUCAGACGACCUGGUCAACAUGCCAAAAGAUUUGCCUCUGGAUAAGCGACAGGUUGUGGUGGACUACCUUACCCGGUUCAAAUCAGCAUCGCUUCCGAAAGCCAAAGAGCUGCUCGAUCUCUAG